ACUGGACUAAGUGGGGCCACCUGACGGGGUUGGCCGAGGGACUGUCGGCUACGCUGCAGGCGGCCGCGGGGGAAACAGGUGAAUCUGACCCUCUGCACCUCUCCCGCGCCCCCAAUAUACACCCAUCCGCCCCACCGGGUCGGCUGUAGCCAUGGACCCGGGCCCCCGCGUCCGCCGUGCCCCUUGUGGCCAGCGCCUGCCCCUCUGCGCCUUGGCGCUGGCCCUGGCAGCUGCCGGCUGUCGCGUAGCCUCCGCCUUCAACCUGGACACCCGGUUCCUGGUGGUGAAGGAGGCCUCGAACCCUGGGAGCCUCUUCGGCUACUCGGUCGCCCUCCACCGGCAGACUGAGCGGCAGCAGCGCUACCUACUCCUUGCUGGUGCUCCCCGGGACCUUGCUAUACCCGAUGGCUACACCAACCGGACAGGUGCAGUGUACCUGUGCCCCCUCAGCUCCCAGACAGAUGACUGUGAACGGAUGGAUAUAGAGGAAAAAAGUGAUCCCAGGCAGCACAUUAUUGAGGACAUGUGGCUUGGGGUGACAGUGGCCAGCCAGGGACCGGCAGGCAGAGUGUUGGUCUGCGCCCAUCGCUACACCAAGGUGCUAUGGUCAGGGUCAGAGGACCAGCGGCGGAUGGUGGGCAAGUGUUACGUGCGGGGCAACGAUCUGCAACUCGACUCCAGAGACGACUGGCAGACCUACCACAAUGAGAUGUGCAACAGCAACACAGACUACCUGGGCACAGGCAUGUGCCAGAUGGGCACCAGUGGGGGCUUCACCCACAAUACUGUGUACUUUGGCGCACCUGGUGCCUACAACUGGAAAGGUACCACCUAUAUGAUCCAGAGGAAAGAUUGGGAUUUUUCAGAGCACAGUUACACAAACGCAGAGGACCUAGGGCAUCUCUAUAUUGGGUACACAGUACAGGUGGGGAAUGGCAUCUUGCACCCUGAGAGUCUCACCAUUGUGGCUGGUGCUCCCCGGCACCGUCACGUGGGCUCUGUCUUCCUCAUGAACGUGGAGGCAGGUGGGGAAAUGGAGAUGAAGCAGGUGUUGGAAGGGGAGCAGGUGGGUGCUUACUUCGGCAGCGCCAUCGCCCUAACGGACCUUAACAAUGACGGGUGGCAGGAUCUCCUGGUGGGUGCCCCCUACUACUUUGAGCGGAAGGAAGAGAUCGGUGGUGCAGUCUACAUUUUUAUGAAUCAGGGGGGCAUCUUCCCCAUUCACCCUUCGCAACAUCUCCAUGGCCCAAAUGGCUCAAACUUUGGCUUCUCUGUGGCCAGCCUCGGAGACAUCAACCAGGACGGCUUCCAGGAUGUUGCAGUGGGUGCUCCAUUUGAGGGUUUGGGCAAAGUCUACAUCUACCACAGCAGCGCCUCAGGCAUCAGCAACCGACCUCAGCAGGUGAUUCAUGGGGAAAAGCUUGGCACCCCUGGCCUGGCCACCUUUGGCUACUCGCUGAGUGGGCGGCUCGACGUGGAUGAGAACUCAUACCCCGACCUGCUGGUGGGGAGCCUGGCUGACCGCAUCGUGCUGUUGCGAGCCCGUCCAGUUAUCAACAUCCUUAACAAGACUCUGGCAGUGAGGCCUACUAUGCUGGAUCCUAGCCGCUGUACUUCCACCUCCUGCAUUCAGGUCGAGGUGUGCUUCGCCUACAACCAAAGUGCAGGGAAUCCAAGCUACAGACAAAACAUCACCCUGGCAUAUACCCUGGAGGCAGAUCGAGAUCGACGCCCACCCCGAGUCCGGUUUGCUAAGAGUCCUUCUUCUGUUUACCAUGGAUUGUUUUCCAUGCCUGACACCCGCUGCCAAACCCUUGAUCUGCUUCUGGUGGACAGUAUUCGGGAUAAGCUCCGCCCCAUCUCCAUCUUCAUGAACUACUCCUUACCAGAGAAGCUUCCUGAGCACCCACGCCUAGGACUCCAUUCCCUGGAUGCCUUUCCUGUCCUUAAUGAGGCCCAGCCCCGAGAGAACCAAACAGAGAUUCAGUUCCAGAAGGAGUGUGGUAUUGACAACAAGUGUGAUAGUAACUUACAGCUUCAGGCUGCCUUCUUGUCUGAACGGCUACAACCCAUUAAAAGACUCCAGUACAGUAAGGAUGUCCGGAAGCUGUACUUGAACAUCAAUAUAACCAACAUGCCCAGCAGGAAUCGCGCUGGGGAGGACGCUCAUGAGGCCUUGCUCACCUUAGUUUUGUUUCCAGCCUUACUUAUCUCCUCCAUCCGCCCUGCUGGAGCCUGCCAGGCCAAUGAGACUAUCGUGUGUGAGCUGGGAAACCCAUUUAAGAGGAACCAGAAGAUGGAGCUGUCUAUUGCCUUCGAGGUUGUGGGUAUCACCCUGCAGACUCAGGACAUCGAGGCUCAGUUGCAGCUUUCCACGUCCAGUCACCAGGAUAACCUAAAGCCUGUGACCUUGAUGCUACAGGUGGAUUAUGCACUCCAGGCCUCACUCAGCAUGGUGAAUCACCGGCUACAGAGUUACUUUGGGGGAACAGUGAUGGGAGAGGCAGGCAUGAAAAAUGUCACUGAUGUGGGGAGCCCUAUCACCUUGGAAUUCCAGGUGGGCCCAAUGGAUGAGGGGCUGGCAGCUUUGGGAACUCUGGUCCUGGGGCUAGAAUGGCCCUAUGAAGUUAGUAAUGGCAAAUGGCUUCUGUACCCCACCGAGAUCAUCAUCCAGGGCAAUGGAACUCAGCAUUGCCAGCCACCUGGGGACCUUAUCAAUCCUCUCAACCUCACUAUUUCUAGGGAUGAAGCCUCUUCCCAUCGACGAUGGCGAAGGGAGUUGGAUCCUGGAGAAUCACAGGCACCUCCUCCUAUCACCCUGGCCACUUCCAAGAAGGCAGAGUCAGAGACUCUGUUGUCCUGUGCCAAUGGUCGUGCUCACUGUGUGUGGCUUGAAUGCCAGAUUCCUGAUGUCUCAGUACCCUCUACCAUGACGGUGCAGGCACGAGUGUGGAACAGCACCUUCAUUGAGGAUUACAGUGAUUUUGACAGGGUCAGGGUGGAUGGCUGGGCCACACUCUUCCUCCGAACCGACAUCCUGACCAUCAGUAUGGAAAACAAGACGACGUGGUUUUCUGUGGACAUUGACUCAGAGCUGACCGAAGAACUCCCUGCUGAGAUUGAACUUUGGCUGGUCCUAGUUUCUGUGGGAGCUGGGCUGUUACUAUUGGGGCUUAUCAUCCUCUUGCUUUGGAAGUGUGGCUUCUUCAAACGAGCUAGCACUCGGGCCCUGUAUGAAGCCAAAGGGCAAAAGGCGGAGAUGAAGAGCCAGCCUUCUGAGACGGAGAGGCUGACCGACGACUACUGAGGGGAGACCCAUCCCUCCCCACCCCACACACACCCCGGUGUGAUUUCUUCAAACGGACCCAUUAUUACCGGAUCAUGCCAAAGUACCAUGCUGUGCGGAUUCGGGAGGAGGAGAGGUACCCACCCCCAGGGAGCACAUUGCCCCCCAAGAAGCACUGGGUCACCAACUGGCAGGAUCGGGACCGAUACUACUGAUAUUUUUCCUAAACUUUCAUCCGUGUUUGUCUUCACUACCCACUUCCCCAAAUCCCAUCCCUUUCCGUUCUAUUUAUCUUAAGUUAUGCCUCCUGCUGCCUGCAGAGGGCGCCACUUGGUCCUUGGCACCUUUAGGUCCAGGAUUCUUUUCUCCAUCUCCUCCCACCACUAUGGCCAGGGAAGUGCCUUCCCUUACCUUCCUAAACAUAAUCCCUUGCCUCUCCCCAUUCUCUGUCUCUCUCUCUCAUUCUCUACCUCCCUCCCCCUGUUCCCCUCUUCCCCUCUCUUCCUCUCUU
Vombatus ursinus (common wombat) is the source of this 3797-nucleotide messenger RNA. It is a transcript of the gene ITGA3, whose product is annotated as integrin subunit alpha 3. Gene Ontology annotation, cellular component: external side of plasma membrane; integrin complex. The transcript has 26 exons. The record is from RefSeq and is a predicted model, not a curated record. Lineage: Eukaryota; Metazoa; Chordata; Mammalia; Diprotodontia; Vombatidae. Bases 152 to 3307 code for a protein of 1051 amino acids. Gene Ontology annotation, molecular function: integrin binding. Gene Ontology annotation, biological process: cell adhesion mediated by integrin; integrin-mediated signaling pathway; cell-matrix adhesion.